This is a messenger RNA of Microthlaspi erraticum, 684 nucleotides long. Lineage: Eukaryota; Viridiplantae; Streptophyta; Magnoliopsida; Brassicales; Brassicaceae. The record is from the annotation of a GenBank genome assembly.
AUGUGUUUCCUGAUCGGUGGGUUUGAGGUAAGGUCGACUACCUUCCCCUUUUCUGCGUAUGAAAAUCUUCUCGCCAUAGUUUUCGCAAGAUCGGAGACGGAGAUAAUGUCAUCCCUCCAGGACGUCACAGUGCAAUACGCAAAUGUCAGUGACCCAGUGGAAAGAGCAGCUCGACUACAACGAAUUCUGGAGAGUGAAGCACAAGGUCUAAUGGCCACCACGGCAAGAUCUAUGUUCAUAGCCCAGACCACUCGCCAAACGCCGACGAGUCAUAGCCCAACAGAGGGACACCUCAUCCGACUGAGUGAAGAGAACCCUACAGCAGAGAACCAACAAUCAGAACAACCUCUCACACAACCCCUGGAACAACCAAAAAGGCCUCGCGGCAGACCACCAUCAAGGAAACACAACUCAGAAGCAGGCACUAGCAAAAGGACGACAAAGCAAAACAGAGUCUCACCAUUCAAGAGAAUCUCACCUCUAUCCAGGGUCAUCCACAACCGCACUUCCCCAAUCACCCAUGGACAUGGAACUCGACGCAGCAGAGUAACUCUCCAGAGGGGUGCUUCCACCUCAGACCCACCAUUGGCACUCUCACCACCUCUCACCUUGAUCCCGGCGAUACGACGAGCUAUGAGAAAGGACAAAGCGGAUUUUCAAAAUCCGUUAAAUCCUCUUCCUUAA